AUGGGUGCCCACAGCUCCAACCUGGAUGAUAUCCUGGAGGAGGACAUGCACCACUGGUACACUAAAUUCAUGAGGGAAUCCCCCUCAGGGCUCAUCACGCUCUUUGAGCUGAAGACGAUGCUUGAGAUGAACGGGAUGACGGAGGAGGCCAGCAGCUAUGUGGACCAGGUCUUCUUCACCUUUGACAUGGACGGGGAUGGCUAUAUAGACUUUGUCGAAUACAUCGCAGCAAUUAGUUUAUUGCUGAAAGGAGAAAUAAACCAGAAAUUAAAAUGGUACUUCAAACUCUUUGAUCAAGACGGAAACGGAAAAAUUGACAAGGAGGAGUUGGAGACUAUAUUUAAGGCUAUUCAAGAUAUCACCAGAAGUUACGACAUCCCUCCAGAGGAGAUUGUAACCCUUAUAUAUGAGAAAAUUGACGUCAAUGGAGAAGGUGAGCUGACGCUGGAAGAGUUCAUCAGCGGAGCCAGAGAGCAUCCUGACAUUAUGGAAAUGCUGACCAAGAUGAUGGAUCUCACUCACGUCCUGGAAAUCAUUGUCAAGGGCCAACGGAAAAAAGACACAAACUGA
Stegastes partitus (bicolor damselfish) is the source of this 570-nucleotide messenger RNA. RefSeq names its product guanylate cyclase activator 1C (gene guca1c). Lineage: Eukaryota; Metazoa; Chordata; Actinopteri; Pomacentridae. The record is from RefSeq and is a predicted model, not a curated record. Gene Ontology annotation, molecular function: calcium sensitive guanylate cyclase activator activity; calcium ion binding. The transcript is spliced from 4 exons. The coding region runs from base 1 to 570 and encodes 189 amino acids.